Molecule: messenger RNA, 1188 nt
Organism: Corylus avellana
Lineage: Eukaryota; Viridiplantae; Streptophyta; Magnoliopsida; Fagales; Betulaceae
Product: E3 ubiquitin-protein ligase AIRP2
Biological process (GO): protein ubiquitination
Molecular function (GO): ubiquitin protein ligase activity
Source: RefSeq, a predicted model, not a curated record
ACGAGGAAAACCAAAACAAGCUCGGAGCCGCCCUUCUUCUCAAGUUGGAAACGGACAUAUCUCUCUGCUACCUUUGUGUUUUGUCUUUUGGUGGAGAUUAGAUUCUUUUUUUUUUUUUUUUUUUGUCUUUUUCUUUUUUCUUUUUUAAACUUACCAGAAAGGUUCUGAGAUAAGAGAAGAAAAAAGAGAGGAGAAAUUCUUGCUCUAUAAACUUGUUUCUCUGUGAAGAGAGAGAGAGAGAGGUGUAGAGAUGGAGAUGAUGUAUUACCAGCUUGCAGGCUCGUCUUACCAGGACUCACUGGAAGUCUUGGAGGCUGAUAUACAGCAUGCUAAUGCUCUGGCUGCUGCAAUCCCAAGAGCCAAGGGUGGUGCGCGUCUUCAAAUGAAAUUGGUGUACAAUCACUUGGCACCCCUCUUUCUGUUUUUGCUACAAUGGAUGGAUUGUUCUUGCACAUGUCUGCUCCCCAGAUAUCUAAGCUUCUUCCACAUACUAGUAUACAAGGUAUAUACAGAUGGCAGACCAAAUAUAUCCACGCACGGGAGGAAGGCAACAAUUAAGGACUUUUAUGCUGUUAUAUUACCAUCUCUUCAACGACUCCAUGGCAGCUUGGAAGAGUCAAAAGCUGCUAAAGAAUGGAAUCAAGGCAUGGAAAGUUCUGGCAGGAAUAGGCUGGAAGGAGAUAGAAGACUUGUCAAUGUCGAUUUGGAGAGAGAAGAUGAAUGUGGGAUUUGCUUGGAGCCUUGCACCAAAAUGGUCUUGCCUAAUUGCUGUCAUGCAAUGUGCAUCAAAUGCUAUCGCAAUUGGAACACAAAGUCGGAGUCCUGCCCUUUUUGUCGUGGUAGCUUAAAGAGAGUCAAUUCAGAAGACUUAUGGGUGCUUACUUGCAAUGAUGAUGUUGUUGAUGCUGAAACGGUUUCCAAGGAGGACCUAUUGCAUUUCUACCUCUAUGUCAACAGCCUCCCAAAAGAUUACCCCGAUACCCUUUUCUUAGUGUAUUAUGAAUACUUGAUUUGAAUUGAAGUAAAUAAGAAGAAUUGUGUACAGACUACAGAUAGAAAAAAGCCGACCUUCAAUUGUGAAAAGGGUCUGGUAAGGAAAUUCUCUGGGAUUUUUACACAGAAUGACAGGUUCUGAAUUGUGCUUAUUUUAUAACUACGAGUAUCAGUCUAAGAUAGUUUUCUGAUCAA